AUGACAAGUAACGGUUUAGGCGUGAAGGAACCACGACCACGUUUAUGUCAUCUUCAUCGGUGGCCAGAUUUUUCUGGUUAUGGUUUUAAUUUACAUUCAGAAAAAUCUAAACCUGGUCAAUAUAUUGGUAAAGUGGAUCCAAAUUCACCGGCUGUUUCAGCUGGUUUACGUGAAAAAGAUCGUAUAAUUGAAGUUAAUUUUGCUCCUAUUGGAAAUGAAAAUCAUAAACAAGUUGUACAAAGAAUAAAAGAAGGUGUAACGAGAAAUGGUACAAAAUAUCCUGAAGAAGUUAUUUUAUUAGUACUUGAUCCAGAUGCUGAUGAAUAUUAUAAAAGUAAAUCAAUAGUUGUUAAAAGUUCAGAUCCAAAUGUUGAAAAAUGUGAAACAAAAAAUCCAGAUGAAACAAAUCAUAGUGAUCAUUCACCUUAUUCAUCGAACAGAAAUAUUAACAAAACAAAUGAUUCACCUUAUUCAUCGGACCGAAAUAUUAACAAAACAAAUGAUUCACCUUAUUCAUCAAAUAGAAAUAUUAGCAAAACAAAUGAUUCACCUUAUUCAUCGAACAGAAAUAUUAACAAAACAAAUGAUUCACCUUAUUCAUCGGAUAGACAUAUUAACAAAACAACUGAUUCACCUAUUGUACGACAAACAUCACAACAAAAAAAGCCAAAUGAAUCUGAUCGGGACUAUAAACAUGUUACUGAUUUUACCCGUCCACAAGUCACACAAACUAGAAGUGUUGAUUCACCUGUGACAUCACGAGCAUCCAAUCAAAAUUAUAUGAAUUCUAAUGAUCAUGAAACUAGUACCCAAUCAGCUCAUUCUACUCCAGCCAGAAAUAAACGUACAAAUAUAUCUCAAUCAUCAUCAUCUGGUAAUGGAUCCGGAGGAUUAGUUGACCUUCAAAUGUCCGCAGCUGAAUAUCGAGAAAAAUUAAAAUCACAAAAUGUUCGUAAACGUGAUUUACCAAAAAAUGCUCAUAUGUCUAUGAAAGAAAAACAUGAUCUUAUUGAUCGUUUGUAA
Rotaria sordida is the source of this 1023-nucleotide messenger RNA. The record is from the annotation of a GenBank genome assembly. NCBI's taxonomy places the organism in Eukaryota, Metazoa, Rotifera, Eurotatoria, Philodinida, Philodinidae.